CGUGGCUUCCCUUCACAGUAUUAUACUUAGUACAUAAGGUAGUCACGCCGUCUUGGUCCUCGUUCCCUCCUUUCCCUUCCCUUCUUUCUUCUUUCUUACUUCUUUCUCGAGUCGGACAGCCUUCUUUCCUUCCCUUCGGAUUCAACCUUUCCUGCGUAUAUAUACGCAACGUCCUUCUUUUGACCACUCGACUUGACUUCACUCUUUAAUCAAGCAUUAAUCUUACGUCGGAGGCUUUACGCUCCUCGCUGUUUGUUUUCACUUGCAUUGCAUACGAUCUAUACCGUACCCAGCAUUAGUUUUACAUCUUCGGUUACUCUUUUCGGAUUACUCUAAUAAUCGUAUUGCAACCAUUUCGACAACAUGCGUUCCGUCUUCUACUUGACUCUCAGCGCUAUUGCGACUCUCGCUGCGGCUGCUACUAGCGGUGCCAACCCGUUCAACAUCCCCUCUGAGGGUUAUUCUUUUGAGGCGGGUCAGCCCACUACUCUCUCCUGGGAUCCCACCACCAGCGGCACCGUCUCGCUGAAGCUUCAAUGGGGCGCUGUCCUGACUUCCAACACCGACAACAUUGCCAACUCGGGCAGCUUCACAUGGACUCCCCCCGCCAAUCUCGCCGCUCAGCCUGACUACACCAUUGAGAUUCUGAGCGACGAUGACAAGAGCCAAGUCAACUAUCUUCCCCGGUUCGCUGUUGCCGGCGCUACUGCCACCGCGUCCACCACUGCUGCUUCGACUACUUCUACCGCUGAGUCUACGACUUCCGCCACAAAGUCUUCCGCCACUGAAACGACUGCCACCCACUCCAAGUCGACUGCCACUGAGACCAACACCACUCUGACUAAGGCGACCACCAGCACUGCCUCGAGCUCUUCGGCUACUGCCUCCGGCACUAGCACUGAUUCCAUUAGCGCAUCUAGCACCUCAGGCACUUCUACUGCUGCUCCCUCAACCACUCGGGCUUCCAGCACUACCUCGGCCAGUGCUUCAGCCUCGACUACCAGCAUCGUCAACGUCAAUGCCGGUAUGGCUAACCGCGUCUCCGGUGGAAUGCUGGCAAUCGUUCUGGGUGCCGUUGCGGUCCUGUGAGCUUUGGAUCCGGCCAACUUUAAUAAACAGAUAGUUCCUUUUUAACUACUCUUCUAUCGUUCCCAUUUGGGGCUUUCUCCUUGUUCUAUUGAUUCUCCCUUCUCGUUAUCUGAGCGGACGUGUUAUAUACCCUUGGGUAUUGAAGUUGUUUGUCUC
This is a messenger RNA of Aspergillus alliaceus, 1245 nucleotides long. Its product is annotated as GPI anchored serine-threonine rich family protein. The record is from RefSeq and is a predicted model, not a curated record. The coding region runs from base 364 to 1089 and encodes 241 amino acids. NCBI's taxonomy places the organism in Eukaryota, Fungi, Ascomycota, Eurotiomycetes, Eurotiales, Aspergillaceae. The transcript has 2 exons.